This is a messenger RNA of Carassius carassius (crucian carp), 590 nucleotides long. It is a transcript of the gene c17h17orf67, whose product is annotated as chromosome 17 C17orf67 homolog. The coding region runs from base 109 to 372 and encodes 87 amino acids. The record is from RefSeq and is a predicted model, not a curated record. Lineage: Eukaryota; Metazoa; Chordata; Actinopteri; Cypriniformes; Cyprinidae. The transcript has 4 exons.
CAGGGGUGCUGUGGGGGUAACUCCUAAAUGACGUAGACGUGUAUUUCUCCUCCUCAUAAGUUGGGUUAACACUCAAAUGCAGUUAUUUCGAACUGAGGACGGACGGAAAUGAAAAUGAAGCUGUUGGUAUGCCUUUUUUGCGUGGUCUUAUUGACCUUCUGCACUGAUGCAAGCCCCGUCAUUAAGGAGAGUUUUGCAAAGCAGCUACUCCGCACCAAGAGACAAAAGCCUGGACAUCGUGAUGAACCCAUGAGGGAGCACAUGCUGCAUAUGCAAAGGCUGGAGCAGAGGGCUCGAGAGACCAGCAUGGAGAAUUGGAUGAACCCUCACUGCUUCCCUCGCUGUGACCGCAACUACGGCUACCCUGUGUAACAGGCCUGCUGUGAUCCACAGGACGAAGACAGGAAUUUCGGCGGCGACAAAGCUGAUAGACAGCAUGAAAUGAAUUGCAAUAGGAACGAAAAGACAAAGGAAUGCCGAGGAGGCCAAUGACACAGAAUCCACGACGACACACCUAUAUCGAUAGACGCAUUUUAGAUGUCGUAGAUGUAAAAUCCUAGAAUCGUUUUUUUUUUUUUUAUAAAAAUGAA